This is a messenger RNA of Nicotiana tabacum (common tobacco), 658 nucleotides long. The record is from RefSeq and is a predicted model, not a curated record. NCBI's taxonomy places the organism in Eukaryota, Viridiplantae, Streptophyta, Magnoliopsida, Solanales, Solanaceae.
AUCUAAGAUUGUACUUUGAUGUAACAACUACCCACCCCACCACUACUCCCCUACCCCCUCUCAGCCAUAUAUAUCCUUCUUAAAUUCAUCUAUCUUCUCCCCUGAGUCUGAGGAACAAAACUAAACAACACCAUUCUUAAACUCUCACUAUAAGUUUUGUACAACUAUUCAAGAUGAGUAAUACUUCCAGUCCUACACCUUGUAGUAGAUCGUGGUCAAUUAGUGAGGACUCGUUGAGAAGAUAUGUGUUCUAUGCAAGUGAGAAUUGCAUCCAAGAGUUGUUAUCAGCUUCCGAUUCAAAAUGUGGGAAUAAUGACGGCUGGAAAAUACUUGGGUUAGAUAACGGCGUGGAGAUAUCGAAACGCCGUUCAGGUUCACUUCACACUUUCCGUAGCCGUUGGUUGCUGAAAUCUGUAUCUCCUCAACAGUUUAUUACUGUGGCUAAUGCCAUUGAUGCUGCUAGGCAAUGGGACAGAGAUUUAGUAGAAGCAAGAUACAUAAAGGAUCUAGAAGAUAACCUGAGUAUUAUACGGCUCAGAUUUGGGGAAAAUUCAAAGCCUCUCUUCAGAAACAGAGAAUUUAUCGUCUAUGAACGUCGUGAAACUAUGGAUGAUGGAACCCUGGUAUAUAUACUUCUAAUUUAUUAAAUGAUUUUUUU